CACCUCGUAGACAAGAAGACAGCUCGCGCACGACUCACUUGCGAAUAUAAAAUGCAGAUGAAUACGCGAGUCUGGAGCUGGCUGUUAUCUAACGUUAGUUAGGAGGGGAAAACAAGAGCCAUGAAGAAACACCUGAGUCCUGCUAAACAGCAGCAGCAGCAGCAGCAACCACCGGCGGAUGCCCCGGCUCCCGGCGGCGAGGUUAACGUUACCUACCAACAACUCAACGAGCUGCUGACAAACGGCAGCGGGUUCUACAGCUUACCGACACAACACUUCAACGAGGUCUUCCCCCGAAUAUACAUCGGUAACGCGUUCGUAGCCCAGAAUGCAAUGCGUCUGCAAAAACUCGGAGUGACGCACAUCCUCAACGUGGCGGAGGGCACCUCCUUCAUGCAUGUCAACACCAGUGUGGACUUCUACGCCGGCACGGGCAUCACGUACCACGGUAUCCAGGCCAACGACACGGAGCAGUUUAACCUCAGUGCCUUCUUUGAGGAGGGAGCCGAUUUUAUUGACAAGGCCCUCGCACACAAUAAUGGCAAAGGGAAAGUGUACGUACACUGCAGAGAAGGCUACAGCCGCUCCCCUACCAUGGUUGUUGCUUACCUCAUGCUGCGCCACAAAAUGGAUGCCCGGCUGGCGGUGGCCACCGUGAGGCAUAAGAGAGAAAUUGGUCCCAACGACGGCUUCCUUCGCCAACUGUGCCAACUUAACGAGAAGCUGGCAAAGGAGGGCAAGCUGAACGGGGAGGUGGGCAAACUAAAGACCAAAUGAAAGCAGGACAGACCCUCUGCCCUGUCUCCUCCCAUCAUGCCUUUCACAGGCGUUCAGCUGCUCUCGGACCCCGCCUUGACCAAACCAGCACCCAUCUGACACACCAAGGGGUAUUCUGAAACACAAACAUACAUGCAUUUAUCUGUGUAGAUGAUUAUUCCUCAUGCACACACACAAUCUCACACAUUUUCGUUUAUAAAUCUUCAGUUCAGGUCUGCCACUGCUGCUCCUAAAGAGGACGUGUGUCAGUCCGCUGCCUGCUCCCACAAAGAGUGUGAUCUCACAUACUACCCCCUUUUUUAAACUCCACACAGAUGUGCAGACGUUUCGCUGCUAGCGCCCGGAAGCAGUACCUUAAAGCAUUCCUUCAAUCCUCCGCAAGUUGAGAAGGUGAAAACUUUGCCCUGAUUUUUAAGAUUUUCCUUGAAUAGAAGAUUAUAGCACAAUCAUUCCAUAGUUUUCCACUGCCGGGAAUAUCAGUGAUGUCUCCGCCAGCAGGACGACUCUAUAAAUCCCAUAUGAACUCUUAGAUAUUAAAAAGCCGAACGGCCACACAUGAUGCAGACAAAAUAUGCGAUAUGUGAAUGGAUAGAGGAAAAUCACAAAACAUUCCAUGAAAACGGAACAAACAAAAAAAGGUUUUGUUGGCCCUCUUGAUCCUGAAAUUCUCUUCUACCUUUUAGGGGCAGAUAUUUAAUGCACAAACACAAAUGAUUCACACUCUAAUGCAAGCUGUAGCUCUGUUGUAGCAUUUCAGUCGGCAUCCUCGACUCUCUCAGGCCUCUAGUUUGACAGCGGUAGCAGGAACAGCGACAGCAAAGGUCGAGCUAAUUAAAAAUAACGGGUUGUUCAUGUAGCAGGACAUAUUUAGCUGCUGAUUUGACGAAUGUUCAUUAUAGCUAAAUGUGACGUUAUUUCGGUUUGUCAUUGAGCUCAAUCAGCCUGCAGUACCAUAUCUGAGAGCAACUUUGGACUGAAAAUCCUCUUAAAACAAACCUUCAAAUGAGCUAAUAUACAGGAUUUAAUUUCCAAAGUGGGGUAUUUACUAAUUAAAUUUCCUCCUGCAUUGAAAAUAAUAAGAGUGGCAGUCUUUUGAAGUUAUUAUAAUUCUCAAUUAUUUUACUCACCAACUUUCAUUAUCUGGAGAAAAGAAGAGGUUGAUAAAUACACUAAACACAAUCUGCUGGUUCGGUUUGUGUGUUAGAGGCAAGUGUUAUACUAGUGGGAAACACUUUUAAUAAGCACUGUAACAAUUUUCCAGAGCUUAGUUAGUUAAGGGACUGAACAAACGUACGGCUUGUCUACACAGUGGGCGCUUUUCAGACAGAACAGAUAUAAUCCUAUUUUAAUCAGCCCAGCUGUCUACACAGGCCACGUAGCGGCUUGGGCUCCACUUAUGCUUUACAGUGUGUUUUUAAAUUCAUAGUUUUACACGUGUAACUACAUUGAUUGUGUUUUGGGCUCUGAACGCUGCCAAAACGCAGAUGACCUAUGCUCUGAACUAGGGGUGUGACGAGACACUCAGCUCACGACAACAAGGCGAGACUUCAACACUAUUUUAGAGAAAACUUCAAUUAAGAAAUAUGACUGAAAAACUAGUCUUUACUCAGAGAACCAAGGUUCCGACGUAACCAAGUGUUUCAUUGCAGCGGUACACAAGGAAGUAGGCUGCUCUUGUAUUGAUAUAUGGCCAUUUUAAGACGAGGGGAGAACAUUUCUCUUUGUUUAAUAUCAUUAAAAGUAAAGUUAGGUUUCCCUUUCUGCUUCCGACUCAUUUAAAAAAAGACAGAGAAAGAGAGCGAUCUGCACGAGUCAGCGCCACACUCAACUGCACACUGCAGUCCGUGUGUGUGUGUGUGUGUGUGUGUGUGUGU
Perca flavescens (yellow perch) is the source of this 2651-nucleotide messenger RNA. RefSeq names its product dual specificity phosphatase 3a (gene dusp3a). Gene Ontology annotation, biological process: negative regulation of MAPK cascade; protein dephosphorylation. The record is from RefSeq and is a predicted model, not a curated record. Lineage: Eukaryota; Metazoa; Chordata; Actinopteri; Perciformes; Percidae. The transcript is spliced from 3 exons. Gene Ontology annotation, molecular function: MAP kinase phosphatase activity; protein tyrosine/serine/threonine phosphatase activity. Gene Ontology annotation, cellular component: cytoplasm. The coding region runs from base 121 to 777 and encodes 218 amino acids.